This is a messenger RNA of Chelonoidis abingdonii (Abingdon island giant tortoise), 2430 nucleotides long. RefSeq names its product alkB homolog 2, alpha-ketoglutarate dependent dioxygenase (gene ALKBH2). The record is from RefSeq and is a predicted model, not a curated record. Lineage: Eukaryota; Metazoa; Chordata; Testudines; Testudinidae. Gene Ontology annotation, biological process: DNA alkylation repair. Gene Ontology annotation, molecular function: broad specificity oxidative DNA demethylase activity; cytosine C-5 DNA demethylase activity; ferrous iron binding.
UCUGCCUAUAGGGCCCCAUUCUUGAUUGGCCCUCAGGCACAACAUUAAUAAAAAUGAUUAAGAAUAUAACUGAUGUGGGAUAAAUCCCUCAUUUGUUCAUUUAGUUGGCAAAGGAGUGAACAUACACAUGUGACAUGGAUCCUGGAAUGCAUGCAUGAAAUCCAGGCUUAAAUUUGCUAGGCCAGAACAUUAGGAGCUAUUCUGUAAUGAGUGUUUACUAAGCUAUGCACAUUAGGAUAAAAGUGCCCUGAGUGCCUGGUUGCUUGCCUUAUAUGAAGGCCUCAAAGCCAUACAAAAUAAAUAACAUUGUUUGCUACAGUCACCUGUCAAACAGAACUUAUGAUGCCUAUAAAUGUGAUGGAUUCCGUAAUCAGGCUGAUAAUGAUUUCAGGCUGAUAGUGGUUUCUAGUCAUUUAUAAAUGCUUCUAAGAAGAUCCACUAGGUGGUGCCAGGGGACCUUGCUGCAAGCCUUACAGAGCAAAACAAUCUGCAUGGGUGGGAGAGCUGAGCAAGGGUGAAACAUUUGGCUCCCUGUCUCAGACAGGAAGUGGUGGGAGGGAAGUAGCUAUUGCUGCUGGAAACGAGGCUUGCCGGAGCUGUUCCUGUGGCCUAGAUGCCUUUAGUGAGCUGACAGCCAGGCCAGCUUCAGUGGAGUCCUAAGUUAUCUGUCUGGCCCUAGGAGCAUCGCCCAGAUUCAGAGGAUGACCCUGGAAUGACUGAGUGCGUUGGAGCCGGUACUCCAUUCCACAGAGGUGCAGCGAUCCCCCAUCUGUUAGGAGUCAUAUUAAGGUAGUUUUAAGUCUCUGUUACUUGGGAGCAAGGAUUUUACAGGUGUGUUUCAACGAAGCAUUUAAAAUUUCCCAGGCCACUGUAGUUCCAUGCAGCCCAGAAUCUAACAAGAGUGAAACCCCAUCAGGCCUUUUAGUUGCAGACUAAUGACUGUUUCUUAGGGGCAGCUAGGAAUGGAUAAGUUCUUGGUCAAAAGGCCUUUCCCAGGCAAGAACAAACAAGAACUCUUAGAGAUGAAGGGAGGAGAGCUGGAUUGGAUGAGAGAUGGGGGAGAGAAGAAAAGGCCCUGGUCAGAAAUGCCAGGUGCAGAUGAGUCCUUUGUGCAUUCUCCAUGGAAGCAAAUCCGGGCUGAGGGUCUGAACUGCGAUUACAAGAUCCUGUUUGGCAAAACUGAGGCUGACAAGAUUUUCCAGGAGCUGGAAAAGGAAGUGGAAUAUUUUGAAGGUGAUCUUACCAAAGUGCAAGUGUUUGGCAAAUGGCACAACAUCCCAAGGAAGCAGGUGACAUAUGGAGAUCCUGAGUUAACAUACACUUACUCAGGUGUUACCUUUGCUCCUAAGCUAUGGAUUCCAGUUCUCAACCGUAUCAGAGAGCGCAUCACCCUGGCCACUGGACACACUUUUAAUUUUGUUCUUAUUAACAGAUAUAAAGAUGGCUGUGAUCACAUAGGCGAACAUCAAGAUGAUGAGAGAGAAUUGGUUCCACGGAGUCCCAUUGCGUCAGUGUCCUUUGGAGCAUGCAGGGACUUUUUCUUCAGGCAUGGUGCUUCCCGAGGGAAAAACGCCUCAUGCCACAUUGAGCCAGUCAAGCUGCAGCUGGCCCAUGGCAGUUUACUAAUGAUGAAGUACCCCACCAAUGUGUACUGGUAUCACAGCUUGCCAACCCGCAAAAAGGUGCUAGCCCCGAGAAUCAACCUGACAUUUCGGAAAGUAAUGGCUUUACCAAAAAAAUGAAGUUAUUUAACAACCUAACAUCUAGCUUUAACAGCCCCUUUUACUUCUGAAAAUGAGAACUUUCUUUCCAUGUCAUAAGUCAGUUUCUCUUUCAAACACGGCCUUUUCCUUUGCAUAUAUAGCAAGAGAUAGGAACCUAGCUGUGGUGCAAGCUAUGUCACGAGUGUAUUUAAAUUAGGAAACCAAACGGGGAAUAACAUGCAGUUGUUUAGAUACAAAUAUGGUAACCAUUUGAUCUUGGAUGUCAAGAUUAUUUUUCUACAGCCAAGCACUACUGUAGUCUGUAGCCUGAUGGUAUAUUUUUCAUCCGCUAUUCUCCUUGGUUCAGAAGGGAGGUUUACUGUUAAAUCCAUGGUAGUCCUAUCAGUGAGUAUGCGUUGUUUUUUGUUUUGAAGUCUCAAGUAUGUACCGCUGUCUACUAAAUACUAAUGUACCAUAGAAUGUAAUAAUUCAGUAAGUCUGAAAUGUUCUCUACAAAUGAAUCAUGUAUAUUUUUUAAAUAAAACAAGAGUCUUCUACAAGAAGGGAAUGCUGAUUGUUUAAAUGACAAACUUCCCCUUCAUCAUUUACAAUGUGAUUGUAACUGGUGCAGGUUUGGAAACAGGACUGCACAGUUCUGGAGUUUCUGAAGAUAUAUACCAACAAAGCAGUAAGAACUGUUACUUAUCUUACAGUAGAAGUCUGUCGC